UGACAGAGCAAGACUCCAUCUCAAAAAAAAAAAAAAAAAAAUCAGAGGUUAAGAGUCUAUAAGUUACAUUUCUGCUAUAUUUGCUGUAUGGUGUAUCUAGCCACCCAUCAAUCUUAUUUUUUCUUUCAAAGUAAAUUGCAGACUUGCAUGUAUCUUCCCCUGCACUCAAUAUGCAUAUUAUUAAAGUACAGUGCAAUAACUGCUUUUUAAAAUGAUUCUUCUACUGCUUUUUAGAUGUUCAUAUGGUACAUUUCAUCUGCGUGCUUUUGGGUAUUAAGUGUUUUGAUGCUGGUACCAGUCACUUUUGAAAUGAUUUUUGCUUCCAGUCACAUCCAGUGUAUCCUAAAGGGAAAUUGCAAUAAAACAGGAGAUCUAAUCCUAUCUGGAGACCACCCUUGAGUUAGGUUUUUCUCUGUUCUACAUGUGAAUGUGGUGCUGUGGCAUUUUGAAAGGACUGCAGGGGCUCAUCAAACUUGUGGGUGAAAACUGAAUUGUUCAGCCUGUAAAAUAACAGUGAUGGUCUCCACCAUCUCCAUUUUUUUAAGAAAAAGAUGAGCUGGGGCGACAGUUGUGCCUGUGCCUCCUGUGUGGGGUAGAGACGCCUCCAUGAGCACAUGGGGACUGUCCCUAUGUGUUCCUAAUUGUGUGGACACUCACUGCUUACCGUGCUCCCUUGCUGCCUUUUUGUGUGCUCAGCUUUUGACUGCAAAGUAGACUUGUUGCCUUGCCAAUUCGUUCACUCUUUAAACCCUUUUAUCUUGUUAUUAGGCUGCUCUUUGGCGUAAAUUGCAAUCGAUUAGGGAUCGUUUCUCAGAAUCAAAUUAGAAGUGAGAGUUCAGAUAAGUGAGGCCGCCAUUGCUGCUUUGAACACCUCAGAAGGGGAGAAUGGAUUUAUCAGGAGUGAAAAAGAAGAGCUUGCUAGGAGUCAAAGAAAAUAAUAAAAAGUCCAGCACUAGGGCUCCUUCACCUACCAAACGCAAAGACCGCUCAGAUGAGAAGUCCAAGGAUCGCUCAAAAGAUAAAGGGGCCACCAAGGAGUCGAGUGAGAAGGAUCGCGGCAGGGACAAAACCCGAAAGAGGCGCAGCGCUUCCAGUGGUAGCAGCAGUACCAGGUCUCGGUCCAGCUCGACUUCCAGCUCAGGCUCCAGCACCAGCACUGGCUCAAGCAGUGGCUCCAGCUCUUCCUCAGCAUCCAGCCGCUCAGGAAGCUCCAGCACCUCCCGCAGCUCCAGCUCUAGCAGCUCUUCUGGCUCUCCAAGUCCUUCUCGGCGCAGACACGACAACAGGAGGCGCUCCCGCUCCAAAUCCAAACCACCUAAAAGAGAUGAAAAGGAGAGGAAGAGGCGGAGCCCAUCUCCUAAGCCCACCAAAGUGCACAUUGGGAGACUCACCAGGAAUGUGACAAAGGAUCACAUCAUGGAGAUAUUUUCCACCUAUGGGAAAAUUAAAAUGAUUGACAUGCCCGUGGAAAGGAUGCAUCCCCAUCUGUCCAAAGGCUAUGCAUACGUAGAGUUUGAGAAUCCAGAUGAAGCUGAGAAGGCGCUGAAGCACAUGGAUGGAGGACAAAUUGAUGGCCAGGAGAUCACUGCCACUGCCGUGCUGGCCCCCUGGCCUAGGCCACCCCCCAGGAGAUUCAGCCCUCCCAGGAGAAUGUUGCCACCACCACCCAUGUGGCGCAGGUCUCCCCCACGGAUGAGGAGAAGGUCCCGCUCCCCGAGGCGCAGGUCCCCCGUGCGCCGGAGAUCACGCUCCCCGGGCCGCCGCCGCCACAGGAGCCGCUCCAGCUCCAACUCGUCCCGAUAAACAGGCCACUGAAGCCCUCGCCCCUGUAACUUAUACCCCACCCAGCUCAGUUUUGUCACUUUUCUAGCCAAAGGAGGAUCAGUAGGAAAGCAAACCCUUUACUCGGGCAGGAUUUGCAGGCAGCAAUCAGCACCCCUCUGCCAGCCUGGCCCUGGCUGCGGAAGUGCUGUCGGUUUGGAUGCUGUGUGCCUGUCAAGAUUCCCUCCGGUUUUCUGGCUAGAAAGCUCACCCGUUUCCAAUUUCUAAGAGUCAGUUCAGUGGCAGAGCCAUCAGGGACAAGUGAGGCUCUUGGGGGUGGUUUGACCCUGCUUACCUGGGAACACACUUUUCCCUUCCCUGAUGACCUGGGAUGGUGGCCAGGCCGUGCCCUUGCCGUCUCUGGGCAGUGUCCUUUUGGAAGGGGAGCCGCCCCAGGCUUUAGUGCAGCUGCCAACCCUGUUAGGCCUGGCCUCUCGAGGCCUCUUCCGACUUCAAGGGUCACACACCCCCAAAAAUGUUCUCACCCAUGGUAGUUGCUGCGCAUGGUUCUGUCUGUCGGUGCACCGACGCACACACCCCACCCCCCCCACUCUACUCUGAAAUUGGCGAGUGAGUUGAGAGCCAGCUCUGCGGGGUCAUCACACAGCCAUGGUUGUGCCUGCCCUUCAUGGUGGUCUUUCAGGUUAUCUUGGCAACAUGUACAUUGCUUUUCUUUUUUUUUUUCUUUUUGCUUUUAUUGUACAGUCAGUACUAUAAAAUUUCUCUUUGAGUUUUAUACCUUUGUAGCAUUUUAGAUGACAUUGUGUUUGUACUUUGUUGUGUAGAGUGGAAGAAUUGUGUUGAAUAAACCCAAGAUUGGAAUGCAAAUCUA
Molecule: messenger RNA, 2653 nt
Organism: Nomascus leucogenys (northern white-cheeked gibbon)
Lineage: Eukaryota; Metazoa; Chordata; Mammalia; Primates; Hylobatidae
Gene: RNPS1
Product: RNA binding protein with serine rich domain 1
Exons: 7
Coding region: 886-1803 (305 amino acids)
Biological process (GO): mRNA splicing, via spliceosome
Cellular component (GO): cytoplasm; ASAP complex; nucleoplasm
Molecular function (GO): RNA binding
Source: RefSeq, a predicted model, not a curated record